This is a messenger RNA of Darwinula stevensoni, 1607 nucleotides long. The record is from the annotation of a GenBank genome assembly. NCBI's taxonomy places the organism in Eukaryota, Metazoa, Arthropoda, Ostracoda, Podocopida, Darwinulidae.
AUGAAGGGUGUCUUGGCAUGCAGCCUUUGGGCUUGUGUCUUUCUCCUCCUUCCUGAAGAUAGCUUGCAGGGCUUCUACAAAAGCUCCACUCCUCGUCCCAUUCCAGGCCCCGGUCCCAGUACCAGUUCCAGUCCCAGUCCCGUUCCCACUCCCCGUCCCACUCCCCGUCCCACUCCCAGUCCCAGUCCCGUUCCCACUCCCAGUCCCACUCCCCGUCCCACUCCUAGUUGCCCGCCCGCUCCCCCCAGCUUAUCUCUGACGACCGCAACUUGUGGACAGUCGAGUGCCAUCUCGACGAGGCGAACCUGGCUUUAUCGGUUGUGGAACGGAUUCCUGGAGACCUUCUUGGGUGACCUGGGCCUUAGCAGACAGGAAGGAGGCCUGAUCAUCAACGGGGCCCCGGCCACCAUCACGGAAGCCCCCUUCAUGGCCUACAUCGAAGCUUCUUACCCCGACGGCAACGGUACAGCUUGCAGUGCCUCUAUCAUCAGCGAGACGUGGAUCCUCACUGCUGCGCACUGCGUCCGCGAUCCAAACAACAUUACCGCCUCUACUGUGACGGUCAGGGUGGGAAGUGCAGAUUGGAUGGCUGGAGAGUUCCACGAUUUCAGUGGUGGAGCCUUUGAUGGAGAUUUCAUCUCUAUUCACCCUGAGAACGGUCACGACUUCGCUCUCGUGCGCUUAUCGACGCCUCUGACCUUCAGCCCGAGCAUCCAACCGAUCUGCUUCCCCACCACCGACAACGUCCUGGGCACGGCCAUCACCGCCUGCGACCAGAAGGUCUACGGCUGGGGGGCACUCGACGUCGAUAGCCAGCACUUCACACAAUUCCUGCAAAAAUUGGACGUGACUGUGAUGGCGGACGUCAGCCCUUGUGGUUCAACUCGCACCGAUGAGACAGUCAUUUGUGCUAAGGGAGACGUCUCAAACAGCGGAAUCUGUCACGGAGACAGUGGCGGACCCCUGGUGGUGAGAUAUGGUGGUCGAGCCUAUGUCACCGGAGUGACCUCGUACGUCUACACCCCAGGCUGCGGCUCUUUCAUCUCUGGCUAUACCAGAACUUCCAAAUAUAGCUCUUCAGUCCAAAGUAUUGUACAGACGUCUGGAUGAAUCACCACCCGUUUGUCGGCCUUAAGGUGCGCGCGAGCACACACACACACACACACACACACACGAAUUAUUAUUAUUAUGUUUCUAUCAAAGUACCACUGAAGAUCCAAACCCUGUUCAGUACCUGAAUUUGAAAUGUAUAUUCAUUCCAAAUUGUUACUUUUGCUGAGAAAUUGCUCGCUUGCAGGAGUAUCGCCCCCAAAAAAUUUCUCCCUUCUAAAUUUCGAGUUGCUAAUUUAUUCAAGUACUUUCUUUGAGCAAUUCUUCCUUGCAAUUUCACCGAAAAGAAAUCUGUGGCCGUACGCAAACAUUCAUUUUAGUGCUUAGAGAACUGUGAAAGAUGAGUGGUUGGAAUUAAUGGUAUAAAUGGCAGUUGAGAAUAAUAUCGUAUUGCCUGUGUGAGCGAUUUAGGGCAAAUUCACAUUCCACAGAGCACUUUCACAUUUGCACUUUCACAUUUGCACUUUCACAUUUGCACUUUCACAUUUGCACUUUCA